Struthio camelus australis is the source of this 2788-nucleotide messenger RNA. NCBI's taxonomy places the organism in Eukaryota, Metazoa, Chordata, Aves, Struthioniformes, Struthionidae. The record is from RefSeq and is a predicted model, not a curated record.
ACAAGAAAGAAUUUGACAGUAGAACACUUUCCAGUCUCUUUUAAUGUGCAAGCAACAGAUUCAUCUAACCAUGGCAUACAUAAUCAAGUUUCUGUGUCUGUAGAAGUCAUUGAUGAAAACAAUUUCCCUCCAGUUUUCUCAUCCUCUCUAGUAGAAGAAAAAUUGGAAGAGAAUUCACCCGCUACUACUCAGAUUGUGCAGCUGAAAGCUCAGGAUAAUGAUGCAGGGAGAAAUGGUUUCCUAACAUAUGGCAUUCUCAGUGGAGACAGACUAAAAUUCAGAAUAGAUGAAGCUACGGGAAUUCUUUACUCCACUGUCUCCUUUGAUUAUGAAGAAGAAGCUACAGAAUAUCAGAUUGUGGUAUAUGCUGAAGACGAUGGAAUCCCUGAGAAGAAAAGGGGUUAUUGCACUGUUGUCGUAAAGAUUAUUGACGUUAAUGACUGGCCACCUGUGUUUGAUCCAGUGAAUACAUUCAGUGUAAAUGAAAACGUGCUGGUGGGAUUCAUAGUUGGAAAAGUCACAGCAACUGACAGAGACGUGGGAGACAAUGCCUUCAUUCUGUAUAACCUUACAGGUGGUGGAGGAAAUAUAUUUGAAAUUGAUGAAAUACACGGGGACAUUAAGAUAAAGACCUCUCCAGACUAUGAAACCAUGAAUAAAUACAGCCUUACAGUGAGCGCAGUCAACAAUAAGUCUGCCCCUUUUUAUCAGGCAACUACUACUGUCAUGGUUCUAGUGAUUGAUGUGAAUGAUAAUGCUCCAGUAUUUCUUCAGAAUUCCUAUUCCGCUUCUAUAAACGUGAUUAAUCCUGUAGGUGCUCAUGUCAUAACUGUGAACGCCACAGACAAAGAUCAGGGGCAAAAUGGCCGUGUUGAAUAUUACAUCCUCCCUGAUCUAAACUUCAGCCAGUUCUUCUUGAUAGAAGACAGGAGUGAGGGGAAAAUAAUAACAACUGGAAACCUGUCCAGAUCUGGAAAGAUCCUUUUAACAGUAAUGGCGAAAGACCAAGGCUCUCCAUCAUUAAACAGCACUGCUAUGAUUACUCUUAAUGUACUUGACAACCGUCCAUUUGUUCCUCAGUUUAACAACACGGAAAUCAGUGUUUCAGUUAUGGAAAAUACAGGAGUGGAUCAUUUAAUUUACACCUUUGCUGUGGCUGAAACUUUAGGAAAACAGAUUGUUUAUGCAAUUGUAUCUGGCAAUGAAGCAGGUCAUUUUAGAUUGGAUCCAAACAGUGGUCAGCUGAAAACAGCAGUUAAUUUGGACUAUGAGAAAGUUUCUCAGUAUGUAAUUUUCAUUGAAGCAAACGACAGUCCCUCAUCUGCCGCACAAGUCCAGCGUUCAGGCCUGUUUUCUCAAAAUGUGGCAAUGCUGAAAAUCUCAGUGCAAGAUGUAAACGAAGAGCCAGCAUUUCUGAAUAGUGUCUACUCAGUUCGGAUACUGAACUCCGUGCCGUACAAGUACCCAGUUAUUACCGUUCAGGCCACGGAUCCAGACUCGGGAGAGAACGGCCUGCUGCGGUACAGCUUAGAGCGUCACGGAACCAAUCAGUUUGACAUCGAUGAAAAUACAGGGCAGAUUUUUACAGUUUCUGUAAGAGGAUGGGCUGGAACAAUUUAUCUGAAAGUCCAAGCUACAGACCAAGGUGGGAGAGGACUCACAGCCCAGGCAACUGUCAAUGUAACCAUUGAUGCCAGCUCCAGUAACAACAUUGUGGUACUUGUUCUUAAUCAGAUGAUCAAUGCUGUUGAAAAAAAUAUUGCUGAAAUAAAAAGGGUCCUAGAAGAAAUACUUGCAUGGAAUAUAUAUAUCAUUGAUUGUUAUUCCACUGAGUAUGAAAGAAGAGCAAGAGAAAGCACGAAUGUAACCUACUUAAAAAUUAUUGCUGUUGAUGAGGCAGGCCAAGAAAUACCUGCAGAAGAUGUAAAAAGAAAACUGACACAGCAGAAGAUCAUCAUUCAGUCAGAACUGGAAAAAAUAUUUGAAACACCUGUUACUGCUGACUUAAGAGAGGUUCCUGCUGACUCGAUGUCCCCUGAACUUACUGCCACUAUUGUUCUAAGCAUUCUGCUGGGCUGCACCCUUGUAGCCUUCCUGGUAUACAUAUUUUUUACUAUAAAAAGAAGUAAGAAGCAACAGUGGAUCGUUGAGAAGCAAAGUGAAAUUAUUGAGGGUUUUGAUAAUGCAGCUGUAGCUGAUGGAAAUGGAAGUCCAAAAAUCAUAGAAAAAACAGAGCACAUGAAUAAUGUGAACACUGAAAUCACGACGUUUACCAGCAUGGAAGACACCCAAGGGGGUGAUGCUGAUAAAGACAUAGCUGAGGCUGAACAAAAAUACGAUUAUCUUGAGACGCUGCUGUUAGAUUUGGAAAGUGAACAUGAAGAGAACGUAGCACCUGAAAAGAACACAGAACCUGGAAAUGUGGGUGCCCAGCCUGCUGUAGAAAGCGUAACAAAACAGGAUUGCUUUCUGAUAGACCGAAACGGUGAGUCAGCCCGGUCAUUAACACCUGAUGCCAAAAUACACACUCCCGAAAAAGAACUGAAAGGUGUAAGAUUUUCAGAAGUGGCAAUUAUUUUGGAUACAGAGGCUGAACAAGAUGAGUCUGAUAACGAAGACUUAUUUUUCAACAAUAACGAAAAGAUGCUCGAUGGAGAAACCUUUUCUUUAUGAAAAAUCACAAUGACACUUAUUGGAACAAUACAGAAUUCAAUGAGUAGCAAAAAUACGGGGAUGCUAUCUAGAUUUUAAUUCCUGCCGUAAGAGACGGACAGGAAAGGAAACGCAA